CUUAACGUCAAACUCCUCCCCUAUCAGCAAUCACAUACCACGAGCAGGCUGGAGAUACGGAGCUGUAGUAGUAAGCAAGAGGCCAGCAGGAGAGAGAGUGGGAGACACCGUCACCGAUCACACGGAAGAGAGAGAGAGAGAGAGAGAGGACCCGCGGAACACGCUCACAACCGAAACACUGCAAGACAGGAGUGUCCACUCCACAUCACGCAUUCAUGGCACUGUGUAACGGGGAUAGCAAGCUGGAUAUCGUUGGAGAACCUAAAGAUGGUUUAUGUUCUUACGAGGGUGCCGUGGUGAUCCUAGACGCUGGAGCACAGUAUGGGAAAGUGAUUGACAGGCGGGUACGAGAGCUGUUUGUCCAGUCUGAGAUUCUGCCUCUGGAGACGCCAGCCUUCGCCAUCAGAGAGCAGGGUUUCAGGGCCAUUAUUAUAUCUGGAGGGCCAAACUCUGUUUAUGCUGAAGAUGCACCCUGGUUUGAUCCAGCCAUAUUCACCAUCGGAAAACCAGUUCUCGGAAUCUGCUAUGGAAUGCAGAUGAUGAAUAAAGUCUUCGGAGGCACGGUGCACAGGAAGAGUGUGAGGGAGGAUGGUGUUUUUAACAUUGCGUUGGACAAUUCCUGCUCUCUCUUCAGGGGGCUGCAAAAGGAGGAACCUGUUCUGCUGACACAUGGCGACAGUGUCGACAAAGUAGCUGAAGGAUUCAAAAUUGUUGCGCAGUCUGGAAACAUCAUUGCAGGCAUUGCUAAUGAGCAGAAGAAACUUUAUGGCACUCAGUUUCAUCCAGAGGUUGAUCUGACUGAGAGGGGGAUGGACAUGCUACGCAACUUCCUGUUUGAGAUUGCCGGCUGCAGCAGUAACUUUACCGUACAGAACCGUCAGAUGUCUUGCAUCAGGGAGAUUAAAGAGAAGGUGGACAAAUCCAAAGUUCUGGUGUUAUUGAGCGGCGGUGUGGAUUCCACUGUGUGCACGGCCCUGUUGAAUAAAGCCCUAAAUCAGGAGCAAGUGAUUGCUGUUCACAUCGACAACGGCUUCAUGAGAAAGAGAGAGAGUCAGACUGUUGAGGAAGCAUUGACUAAACUCGGCAUCAAACUCAAAGUUGUAAACGCAGCACACACCUUUUACAACGGCACAACGACCCUGCCAAUAUCAGAAGAGGACCGCACACCCAGGAAACGCAUCAGCAAAACGCUCAACAUGACCACCAAUCCAGAAGAGAAGCGGAAGAUCAUUGGGGAUACAUUUGUAAAAGUGGCGAAUGAGGUGAUUGGAGAGAUGAAUCUGAAGCCAGAGGAUGUGUUCUUGGCACAAGGAACGCUCAGGCCAGACCUUAUCGAGAGUGCGUCUCACCUUGCUAGCGGCAAGGCAGAAAUGAUUAAAACACACCACAACGACACAGAGCUCAUCCGCAAACUCAGAGACGAGGGUAAAGUAAUCGAACCACUGAAGGAUUUCCAUAAGGAUGAAGUCAGAGCACUAGGUCGAGAGCUGGGACUCCCUGAAGAGAUCGUCUCCCGACACCCCUUCCCUGGUCCAGGUCUGGCCAUUAGAGUGAUCUGUGCUGAUGAGCCUUACGUCUGUAAAGACUUCGCUGAGACCAACAACGUCCUGAAAAUCAUCACAGACUUCUCUGCCAGUGUCAAAAAGCCUCACACGCUUCUUCAAAGAGUGAAGUCAUGCAUAUCAGAUGAGGAGGAAGAGAAACUCAUGCAGAUCACCAGCCUUCAUUCACUAAAUGCCUUUCUGCUGCCAAUCAAAACUGUCGGUGUACAGGGUGACUCCCGGUCAUACAGUUAUGUUUGUGGGGUGAGCAGUAAAGAGGCCCCUCACUGGGAUUCACUGAUGUUCCUGGCCAGACUCAUUCCUCGGAUCUGUCACUCCAUCAACAGAGUUGUUUAUGUCUUUGGGUCACACGUAAAGGAGCCGCCCGCUGACAUCACGCCCACCUUCCUGACCACUGGUGUACUGAGCACGCUAAGACAGGCUGACUUUGUAGCACACUCCAUUUUAAGGGAGUCCGGCUACUCAAGUAAAAUCAGCCAGAUGCCAGUCAUCCUCACCCCACUGCACUUUGAUCGUGAUCCGCUGCAGAAGCAGCCGUCCUGCAGACGGUCCGUUGUCAUCAGAACCUUCAUCACCAGCGACUUCAUGACCGGCAUCGCCGCUACUCCAGACAACCAAAUCCCUGAAGAGGUGGUUCUCAAAAUGGUCAACGAGAUCAAGAAAAUCCCCGGCAUCUCAAGGGUGAUGUAUGACCUGACGUCCAAGCCACCGGGAACCACCGAAUGGGAGUAGAGCAUUGGACUAUUGUACCUUCUGAUUUAUCCUUGUCGACUCCUCUUCUACCUCCCCCUUUCCCAGUACUGUAACAUUCCCCCCAAACCCCUUUUCUCCACUCCCGCGCCCCCCCUUUAGGCACGCCGCCCUGUCAUUGUCCCACUGAGACCGGAACAUUCCCUACAAUGGCAGGUUGUACUGUGAUUGGCGCUAAGCUGACAUCGCUACUUCAGUUCGGCCUCUUUAUUUGGGGUCGGUUGUAAUAUUAUUGGUAUUAUAAUUGUUGUUAUUGUCCUCUUCACUGAGAAUAAUAAUGAUGAUACAUUGAAUUAGUUUUUUGUAUCAGCUCUCUGUGUUUAAUGCAUUGUGACAGGUCACUCCUCCAUACUUUCUGUUGUCAGCUGUCCAUGUGCAGCACGACACGAACAAAACAACUUUGUUUUUUAAGCAAGUCCACUGAUUCAAGGAUAAAGUGUUGCCGCUUUCUGCCUUUAAAAGCUUGUUUUCACUAUCCCAGUUUGUGCAGUGUUGAUUUCGGUUUGGAUUUCUUACCUGAACUCUGGCAGGUGAAGUCUAGCAGUAGUCUAAAAACCGUGACCAAUCAAUGUUUAUUUGCCAAAUACAGAAGAGGUCAGACAGCCGCUCUUUGCGCUGUGGACGGGUUGGUUUAUCACAGAGGUUUUGCUGUGAAGGAGACUCCUAAAUCUGGAGGCUUCCUGAAAUUUGUGCCUGUUUUCUUUUUUUGGUUACUUUGUUUUUUUCAGGGAUGUGACUUUAUUUUAUGCUGCAUUAUUUUUUUUUCUCAUUUCACGAAAAGGAUUAUUAAUAUUUGAAUAGUGACAAGUAUGGAAGCUUGUUUCCGACAUGAAACAAAAAAUAAAGGUAAUUGCGACUUUUCAUCUUACAAUUCUGACUUUUUUUCCUCAGAAUUGCAAGAUAUAAACUCAUAAUUGUGAGCUGUAAAGUCAGAAUGGCGAUAUAAACUUGCAAUUGCGUCUUAAAAAGUCAGAAUUGUGAGUUUAUCGCAAUUCUGACUUUAUAAGAUGAAAUUGCGAGUUUGUCGCAAUUCUGAGAAAAAACUAAAUUGUGAGUUUAUAUUGCCAUUCUGACUUUAUAACUCGCAAUUCUGACUUUAUAACUCGCAUUUGAGUUUAUAUAUUGCAAUUCUGACUUCAUAUGACGCAACUGUGAGUUAUAAACUCACAAUUGCAUGGUAUAAAGUCAGAAUUGUGAGUUUAUAUUGCAAUUCUGACUUUAUAACUCGCAAUUCUGACUUUAUAAGAUGCAAUUGCAAGUUUAUAUCGCAAUUCUGACUUUAUAACUCGCAUUUGAGUUUAUAUAUUGCAAUUCUGACUUUAUAUCUCGCAAUUCUGAGAAAAAACUCGCAAUUGCGAGAAAAAAAGUCAGAAUUGUGAGAUAAAAAGUCGCAAUUAACUUUUUCACUUUUUUAUUUAGUGGCGGAAACAAGCUUCCAUAGCGUAAUAUUUUAAAUGAUUUUGCCUGGGCUGGUCUUAUAAACGCAUAAGAUCAACAGUGUACUUAUUUUCACCAAUAAAGGCCUUGGUAUUUUUUGCGCUAGGUAGAGCAAUAGUGUUUCCGAAGGCAAAUGAAAGGAGAUUAACAGAGGGAGGAAGAACAGGUGAUUGACAGGACACGACCUGAGGGCAAAGUACGCCAAGUCCUUUUGAGCCAAGUUGGGCUUAAUUGAAUUUGGACCAUGAGUUACUGUCAACGCUGGAGUCCUCCUGUGUGUGUGGCCUCGUUUUUAAUAUUCCACUCCUUUAACAGAAGCGUGAUCUUGUAUGUAUAGAGAGACGGGGCUUUGAUUGGGCUCAAAUGGAGAUCGGUGUCCGGCCCUCCGUCUAAUUUAUGAUGUAGAGAAUUGUUGUGAUAUGAUUUACAUGCUCGGUAUUUAUUGUCUUCAAGGAUUUCAUUUCAAAACCUUCUGUUGUCACGAUAGCAAAAAAAAACUCAAUGCAAGACGAACUUACUCCCUUGUCUUAAUUGCUCUUAAUGUCUUUUUCUCAGUGUCACAUUUAUCAUGUGUAUAUUUUACUUGUCUAUUAAAAAUACAACUAACAAGUUUAAAUUCCUAGUGGGUAAACUGCAAUAUUACAUGAUAUUCAGUUUAAUUUAUGCAAUUCUAUGUUGACCCCCCUCUUUUUUUUUUUUUUUUUUUUGUCUAAACAAGAACAAUGCUGUUUUACCUUAGUAUUGUGCCUCAGACCAAGCCACCGCAUGCAGUUUGAAACUGAUAUUUGUAUAAUGCAAACUGAGCUUUAAUAAAGAACUCUGUGUUCAGAUUUCUCUCA
Ctenopharyngodon idella (grass carp) is the source of this 4588-nucleotide messenger RNA. RefSeq names its product guanine monophosphate synthase (gene gmps). Gene Ontology annotation, molecular function: GMP synthase (glutamine-hydrolyzing) activity; ATP binding; GMP synthase activity. The record is from RefSeq and is a predicted model, not a curated record. The transcript is spliced from 16 exons. Gene Ontology annotation, cellular component: cytosol. Gene Ontology annotation, biological process: GMP biosynthetic process. NCBI's taxonomy places the organism in Eukaryota, Metazoa, Chordata, Actinopteri, Cypriniformes, Xenocyprididae. Bases 216 to 2294 code for a protein of 692 amino acids.